AUAUUUGCAUUUGCUUCAGUAGUACUUCUAUGAUCUGUAGUACAUAUACUAUCAUGAGUUAGAGACCUUCUGGUCAAUGUACUGUUUACUCUUUGCAGUUAAUAAUUGUAGCAUUUUCUACUAAACAAAUAAGUAAACAGAGUAAAGGUUGGUUUCUGAUCAAACUUAAGGACAAACUGUUGGCUUUAUAAUCCAGUCCAGCUUGAGGAAAGAGACUGCAGCUGCCUGGACAGGGCCUAAAUUCAUCUGUUGGCUCAUCUUGAAAAGGAAUCAUGGAAAGGAACAUCAUAUAUUUGUGGAUUUGUGCUUUUGCAGUAGUUCAUGGAAAUCAAGAGACUUCACCACAACCUCCCAUCAGUGAUAAACUCCCAUCAUUGAUAAAGAUGAACAAUGAUUUUGCUUUUCACCUGUACAAGAGGCUUGUAGAAAUGCCAGAGUAUCAGUCCAAGAACAUCUUCUUCUCUCCCUUCAGUGUGUCCAUGGCCCUUUCUGAGCUGUGUUUAGGAGCCGGUGGUGAAACCAAAGAGCAGCUUCUCAGUGGCAUCGGCCAUAACAGCUCGGUCUUCAGCACUGAAGAAAUGCACCAGAUGUUCCACAGUCUCCUGGAAGAAAUCGACCAGAGGACAGGGGUGGACAUUGAUGUCGGCAGUGCUUUAUAUGCAAGCGACAAAUUAAAGGUCCUUCCUGAGUUCUUAAAGGAGAUAAAGGAGUUUUACCACUCUGAUGGCUUCACUGUGGAUUUCAGCGUCAAAGAAACACUGGAUAAAAUUAACAUGUAUGUGAAGGAAAAAACACAUGGGAAAAUAGACCAAGCUGUUGAUGAUCUGGAAUCUGACACUCUGAUGUUUCUUCUCACUUACAUAUAUUUUAAAGGAAAAUGGGACAUGCCAUUUAACCCAAGCAAGACCAGUCAAAGUAGAUUUCAUGUGGAUGCUGAGACCACCGUUCCAGUACAAAUGAUGCACCAGUACAAAUCCCUCAAAGUUUAUUAUGAUGACGAACUCAAUUCUAAAGUCCUCUGUCUAGACUACAACGACUCUUUCUCCAUGUUUCUGGCUGUACCAGAUACUGACAGGCCAGCUAAGACGAUCAAAGAUCUGGAGAUGGCCAUCUCUAGACAGCACAUUGAAAAGUGGAGGACAGCUGUCAGAAAAAGAAAAACUGACAUCUUUGUCCCCAAGCUCUCUCUGAAAACAACAUAUUCCCUGAAAGAUAUUUUGAAAGGAAUGGGAAUGGCUGAUAUGUUUUCAGAUAGAGCCAACUUCACAGGAAUUUCAGAGGAAAAUAUGCUUAUUUCAAAGGUUUUGCAUAAGGCCAGUCUGGAUAUAGAUGAGAAAGGAACCACCGCAGCAGCAGUGACAACGGUUGAUUUCAGACCAAUGUCCUACAGCCCAUUGGAUACUUUGAGUUUUGACCGUCCAUUCAUGAUUUUUAUCACUGACCAAAAAAAUGACAACAUCUUCUUCUUUGGAAAAGUUGUCAAUCCGGCGGAAAAACAGUAAUGUGGCAUUCAAAAUGUCAUGACAACAUUAGCCAGCAGGUGGCUGUGAUUUAAACAACUGUUGUGCCAUUAUAUUUCUAUUAAUAUAGGACAGAGAUACUCAAUUCUUCUUCUGGAGGUCUUGGGUCUUUCUUGGAGACCUAGUAUUUCUGUUUCCUCUGGUGAAUGUAUACUUAUCUGCCAAGUAAUAACUGUAACUUCUUAAUUGAAAAAAAAAUAAACAAGUUAAAAUAAAUAAAUUAAGGGAUACAA
Cyprinus carpio (common carp) is the source of this 1753-nucleotide messenger RNA. RefSeq names its product corticosteroid-binding globulin-like. Gene Ontology annotation, biological process: negative regulation of endopeptidase activity. Gene Ontology annotation, molecular function: serine-type endopeptidase inhibitor activity. The record is from RefSeq and is a predicted model, not a curated record. Lineage: Eukaryota; Metazoa; Chordata; Actinopteri; Cypriniformes; Cyprinidae.